AGAAAGAGAGAGAGAGACAGACAGAGAGCGAGAGAGAUCCCUGUGCGAGGCUCCGGUAGCCCCCCCUCGGGAAAACACAAACACCGGAGCCAGAAAUGCCCCACCGCCCAGCUGCGGAUACCCCUUAAUGGACUCAUGUGAUGCUUCUCGAACGCUGUUUUGUGCGUUUUCUCAUUCAGCAAAGAACACUAAGAAGCUGGAGCAAAAUAAGAAGAAUGGGUGCGUUCUUAGACAAGCCAAAGAUGGAGAAGCACAAUGCACAAGGGGAGGGGAACGGCCUGCGCUAUGGACUCAGCAGCAUGCAGGGCUGGCGUGUAGAGAUGGAGGAUGCACACACAGCUGUGAUAGGGCUGCCUUACGGCCUUGGCCUUUGGUCCUUUUUUGCUGUCUAUGAUGGACACGCUGGCUCGCAGGUUGCCCGCUAUUGCUGUGAGCAUCUACUGGAACACAUCACCAGCAACCCGGAUUUUAGAGGAGCCAGUACGGAGACAGGAGGCGGCGAGCCUUCCGUGGAGAGAGUGAAAUGCGGGAUCCGCACCGGUUUCUUACAGAUUGACGAGCACAUGCGGGCCAUGUCUGAACGCAAGCACGGGGCGGACCGCAGCGGAUCCACGGCAGUGGGUGUGUUGGUUUCCCCCAAUCAUUUCUACUUCAUCAACUGUGGCGACUCCAGAGCUUUGCUGAGCCGCAAAGGACGCGUCCACUUCUUCACCCAGGACCACAAGCCGAGCAACCCUCUCGAAAAGGAGCGAAUCCAGAACGCGGGCGGUUCUGUCAUGAUCCAGCGGGUCAACGGAUCUCUUGCCGUCUCUCGAGCUCUUGGGGACUUUGACUACAAGUGUGUGCAUGGGAAAGGGCCCACCGAGCAGCUGGUGUCCCCAGAACCAGAAGUCUAUGAGAUUGAACGUUCAGAGACGGAGGAUGAAUUUGUGAUUCUGGCUUGCGACGGCAUAUGGGACGUUAUGGCAAAUGAAGAACUAUGUGAUUUCGUGCGUUCACGUCUGGAGGUGACGGAAGACCUAGAGAGAGUGUGUAAUGAGAUUGUCGACACUUGUUUGUACAAGGGUAGUCGUGACAACAUGAGUGUGGUUUUGGUAUGUUUUCCUGGUGCACCGAAAAUCAACCCAGAAGCCGUGAAGAAAGAGGCGGAGCUAGAUAAGUACCUGCAGAACAGAGAAGGCGGAGCAUGUAAAAAAGCUAAUAAAUAAAAUAUAUUACAAAGCUAAAGAGAGAAUUAGAGAUGCUGAGUAUUCUUACUCAAAUAGAAGAGCUUGUUAGAUGGCAGUUUACACUUGCCGAACAAACAUACGUUAGAGUUAACGUAAAGUUUUCAAUUAACGAAUCCCCAUAUUGGAGAGGAAAGACUCGCUGGUACUGUAUUAGCACAGUUAGGACUAUUCUGCAGUCUAAAGAAUUACACAAAUCUGAGCUUAUACUGACAGUUAGAGGCCUUUGAUUAUUUAUUGCGAAAAGCACUUACACAAUUUACAUAUAACCUGUAGCUUUACCAGAGGUUUUAUUUAAGUGCAUCCCAAAAUCUAGCGCUCCAGUGCAUACUGUACGUCAACGUUGAUGUAUUAAGUUAUGUUAAGCGCAGUCGUAGAUUAGGACUGUAGAAUGCCGAAAACCCAAUAUUUGGUUGUGCACUUUUUCAUUAAAAGCUGCUAUACGUAGAGGCAUCUUCUAUUAAAAGAGCAGAGACCAAAUUGAGAUCUUCGAAUAGAACAUUUUUAGUGUUAUGCGUACUGUUUGCGUCAGUUUGGCUUCGGAUAGUCAUCAACUCAUACAAGCAUGUGUUUAAGUCUGCCUCUCUUUCAUUAGCAUCUUUCUGAAAAUAUCGCUGUCAUCAUAAAUGAGUGUGAAUGUCAGCACUCCACUGCUGGUUAUCUGAAAUUAUAGCGGACACUCUGUUUAUGUACACGGCCUGAUGAUGCAGUUGGCUGUUGCCAUGAGGAUUUUUCUCUGCAUGAUUCCUGCUCUGUAGCCGUAUUAUGAAACAUUGUUGCCUUAGUCCUAAUUUACAGCGACUACCCUCAUUAGAAUUGAUAGGCUAGCACUUAGCACUCAACCCCAACUUAGAAGAGUAAAAUUGAAUCCAUGGUACUCGAGCAUGCACUGUACCGAAAGCACGAAAAGUUUGGAGACCUCCUGCAUGUGCGCUACAUUUAAAUAAACAGGGAUUAUUUCGAGUUAAAGUUUUAUACUUUGUCAAAAAAUUUGUACUGGACACAUUUAUUACCCUAAGGAAAUAGCUUCAGACUGAACUAAACCCAGUAUUUGAAAGAUGGUGUUGAUGUUUUACAAUGCUUUCAGAGUUGUUUACUACUUGUUGCCUCAAACUGACAAUUUGUCAAACCUCUGGUUUGUCUAUGUCACUACGAAGAAAUUCACUACAUUUUUGGUGCAUAUUGGGAUUUAGGCAGUCAGCACUUUUUAUGAAACAUCGAUGGUACAAUAAUUGUACAUUGCACUUGAUGUAUUGUAUGUCUGUAAAACCCAACAAAAUUUGGCAGAGGGUUUGCUUUUCCUAGACUCUUGUACUUUGAAAGUGUUGCAUUGGUUUUCAUAUUUUUGCACCCUUUAGAUUUGGUCCUUUGUAAAAGGAGAAAUUGAUUUAUUUGUCUGCAUUGUUAAACGGUGGGCAAGUCUUAUUUUAAACGUAUCCAAAUUUGCCCUUAGCUCCCAUAACUUCCUCCUAGCAUGUUUUAGCUUUAAGAUGUGUUAAACUGAAUGGAAAUCAGUGUGCCUGCUCUAAAGAGUGAACUCUUGAGAUUAAAGUGAUUGUAGGUCACUUCAGUACCAUAUCAAUUUCAUUUUGCUUGGGUUUGCUGUUGGGUCUCCUCACUGUUUGAUGUAUUUAGUAUAUAAAAAAAGAAUCCACUGUUUAUCAUAUUAGCCUUAAUUUUUUUCUUCCACAAUAACACAUUUGACAUUUGUGUAACUUACAAGACAUAUUGUGAUUAUAUACCUAUACAAAGAGCCUUUAAGUGUGCCUAUAAUUGUGAUUUUAUGGCCAACUGUAGCAUUUAACUUGACUUCAGUAGGGGUGUAACGAUAAAUCGUGCGAUUUGCUUGCUUUGCUUCUCAAUGGAUUACAGUGAAAUGCCGCUACAUCCAAAAGCCAGAGGGCACACUCGUGCAAAAACUCAAUAUGCGCCGCAGAGGUAGUAGCAUUUACACACACAUAUCAUACGUCAAGCAUAUUCAUAUCGCUGUUCUUCAAACCCCUUAUGUGUAUAAUGAUUAUUAUUUUUUAUUAUUUCAAAUGCAUGUUAUAAGCGACUCAAACUCGCAGUGAUUUUAACCCUGGAGAACCCAAGAACCACUUUCUUAGCAGCAAUAGGCUUUAUGCACUACUUCCUGAACUUCAGCCAGCUCCUUGUUUCCUGUCUGCCAUUAUUGGACAAACUGAUUAAUCCAGGUGUGCCUGACCUCAGUAGUCACAACAAAAAUAAUCCGACACACCUGGAUUAAUCAGCUUGUCCAAUAAUGGCAGACAGGAAACAAGGAGCUGGCUGAAGUACAGGAAGUAGUGCCGCUGGGCAUAAAGCCUAUUAAAUUUGACCCAUGGGUCUUCUCCAGGGUUAAAUUGAUAAGGACUUCCUAUUGAUCAAAGAGCCGUAGUACAUGAAAGAGCUGUGCAUAAAAUCACCUUUGCGAUUCAGAAUCGGUGUGUCGCGAUUUAUCAUUACACCCUUACUUUUAACUCAUCCAAAGUUUUGUUUGUUGAUUGUUUGUAUAUGAUUUAAAGCCUAACUUUGUCAGGCAAUAGACAAGCACACUCGGCCCAGGCAUGGUUACUUUAACCGUUCACCUAAAAUGAUCACGCAUAAAGCACAACCCGAACCCCCCAUAAGUCAACCAUGGGGUGGAAAUAUUGCCUUAUUGAAUAAUAAGGCAGGAAUUAUCUGCUUUAUAUAGGACGUUGCCUUGUUUUAUGUAGUUGCCUGGAAACACUGUAGCACCGUUGAAUUGGGAUAAGCUUCUUUAGGGUAAGAAUAGAAAACAUGUCAACUACAAAUCUGUCCUAGCAAAUUAUGACUGAAAUUAUUGGCUUGUCUGUAAAUAAAGUAGGCCUUUAUAAAACAACUUUGAUGUAUUUUUUGGAGUGUUCAUCUUGGGCGAAAUUGAGCCCUUGUAUUGUUAUAUAAUUGUGCCGUUAGUCCCUACAUUUAGUUCACUUUUGUCUUUACCUCUCAGGUCCAAACUGACAAGCAACAGAGGACACAAUAUUUAUUUAAAUAAUUUAUUUGUCUUUAUAAUGUUUUAUCUCUAUGGAAUGAAACAGUCCAUGCAUUCCAUUUUAUUUAGCCAAAUAAGCACUACUAAUGCAAUGAGAAAAGCUUGUCUUCUUUUCUCUUUGUAUUUAUUGUUAUCUGUGAGUUAUACAACCAUGUCAUUAUUGGUCCAUUUGACGUAAACGUUUUGCAUAGUUGCUUCACUGUACCGUUCAAAGUCAACCACCUCUCACUAUUCUAUCAGAGUUGAUUGGUCUAAGGUUGAUGAUGUGUAAGGGUUACAGUCUUUGAUCGGUCCUUUCUUAUCCCAGCAGACUGUUUGUGUCUGUAUUUGUUCGAUUUUACCUCUCAGAAGGUAACUGUUUUAUAAAGCUCGUUUUGAAAAAUUUUUCAAAAACUGUUUCAUAGAAUCGUAUUUCAAUAUUAAGAGGGUGAGCCCCCAGUAUUUUCUUUCUUUAGUUUUAUUUUUGUACAUUAGCACCCAGGUAUUAGCAAUGUAGACAAACUGUGAUCUUGUUAUUCUUGGCUGUCAAAGAUGUUUCAAAUAAAAUUAUUUACGGAAA
Messenger RNA from Paramisgurnus dabryanus, 4801 nucleotides. It is a transcript of the gene ppm1ab, whose product is annotated as protein phosphatase, Mg2+/Mn2+ dependent, 1Ab. NCBI's taxonomy places the organism in Eukaryota, Metazoa, Chordata, Actinopteri, Cypriniformes, Cobitidae. Gene Ontology annotation, molecular function: magnesium ion binding; manganese ion binding; protein serine/threonine phosphatase activity. The record is from RefSeq and is a predicted model, not a curated record. Gene Ontology annotation, biological process: protein dephosphorylation.